AUGUCGACGAAAAAGCGUACUUUACUUAAAGUCAUAAUCCUGGGCGACUCGGGGGUUGGGAAGACGUCCCUUAUGUCGCAGUACGUCAAUAACAAGUUUUCGAAGCAGUACAAGGCGACGAUUGGGGCGGAUUUCAUGACGAAGGAGAUCACGGUGGACGACACGGUUGUGACGCUGCAGAUUUGGGACACCGCCGGGCAGGAGCGGUUUCAGUCGCUCGGCGUCUCGUUCUAUCGAGGCGCGGAUUGCGUGAUGUGCGUGUACGACGUGAAUAGUGCGAAAUCGUUCGAGUCGCUGGAGAACUGGCGAAACGAGUUCUUGGUGCAGGCGUCACCGAGCGAUCCGGACAAGUUCCCAAUCGUCGUCGUCGGGAACAAAAUCGACGUGGAGGAGGGCAAGGAGAGCAAGAGGGUGAUCAGCGAGAAAAAGGCCAAGUCUUGGUGCACGUCAAAGGGCGGUCUGAUGCACUUUGAGUGCAGUGCGAAGGAAGACAUUAACGUCACCGCUGCCUUCGAGGCUGUCGCUCGAUUCGCGGUGGAAAGCGAGGACACGGAGCCCGACGUCUUCCUCCCGGACGUCGUCCAAAUCGACGCCGGUCCGAAGGCGCAGAGCGGCGGGUGCUGCUGA
Ostreococcus tauri is the source of this 627-nucleotide messenger RNA. RefSeq names its product Small GTPase superfamily, Ras type. Bases 1 to 627 code for a protein of 208 amino acids. The transcript is spliced from 3 exons. The record is from RefSeq and is a predicted model, not a curated record. Gene Ontology annotation, molecular function: GTP binding; GTPase activity. Lineage: Eukaryota; Viridiplantae; Chlorophyta; Mamiellophyceae; Mamiellales; Bathycoccaceae.